Dioszegia hungarica is the source of this 1365-nucleotide messenger RNA. Its product is annotated as major facilitator superfamily domain-containing protein. Gene Ontology annotation, molecular function: transmembrane transporter activity. The record is from RefSeq and is a predicted model, not a curated record. Bases 1 to 1365 code for a protein of 454 amino acids. Gene Ontology annotation, biological process: transmembrane transport. Gene Ontology annotation, cellular component: membrane. The transcript has 8 exons. NCBI's taxonomy places the organism in Eukaryota, Fungi, Basidiomycota, Tremellomycetes, Tremellales, Bulleribasidiaceae.
AUGAGCGGAACGACUGAAAAGGCUCGUGAGGAGGGUGCCGUCGAUGUGCCGAAAGCUCGAGGACGUACCGCUGGGGUCCUGGGGAGGCUCAAGAAGGACCGGCCUCUGCCUGGAAAGAACGAGCUGUAUCUUAUGAUCUUUGCGAUCUUCAUGGUCAUGUUCAUCGUGGGAUGGAACGACGCUAGCCAGGGUCCCCUGCUUCCUCUUCUCCAAGAGUACUACCAGGUCGACUACGUCAUCAUCUCGCUCAUCUGGAUCGCUAUAGCCGUCGGAGUCGUCGCGGCUGCUGUCUCCAACGUGUACCUUGCGGACAUCCUUGGCUUCGGUCUUUUGACUCCGCUUGGAGCGUUCGUACAGUCUAUCGGCUAUGUCCUCAUGUGCUGGGGCGGGCCUUACCCCAUAUUUGUCAUCGCAUACAUCUUCGCGGGACUCGGUAUGGGAUGGCAGGAUGCUCAAGUCAACUCGCUGGCCGCUCGCAUGCCGCACGCUACGACCGUCAUGUUCAUGUCUCACGCCGUGUACGGUCUCGGCGCCACCGUGUCGCCCUUCGUCGCUACUGCCUUUGUCCAACGGGUGACCAGCCGCUUCUACCUCUACUUCACAAUCUCCCUCGCCCUGGCGCUUGGGACGGUCGUCGUCCUGCUCUUGACUUUCAAAGGGAGAUCAGAGGAUCAGAUCGUCGGUCAGCGCAGUGAGGCGAGGGCGAACGAGGAGAAGCCCAAGGAUGUGACGAUGGUCCCGACGGAGUCUGGGGAGGUGGCGGACCUAGAAGUACGAGGGAGUUCCCAGAAGCUAAAAGCGAUCUUGUCUACUCCGAGGGCCUACUUCCUGGCCAUCUACAUUUUCCUUUAUAUGGGAGUGGAAGUCACCAUCGGCGGCUGGGCCACGACCUUCCUUAUCGAAGAACGAGGCGGCAACUCGUCCUCAGGCUACGUGUCGUCCGGCUUCUUUGGCGGUCUGACGGUCGGUCGGAUCGUCCUCAUUCCGGUCACCAACUGGCUGGGUCACCGCAAGUCGGUAUACAUCUAUACUGUCAUCGCUAUCGGUCUCGAAUUCGUCGUCUGGUUCGUCCCCUCCCUCAUUGGCUCGGCGCUCUGCUUCUCCCUCGUCGGCGUUGCCAUCGGGCCCAUGUACCCCUCAUGCGUCAUGAUUAUCACCGAGGUCAUGCCCCAUGAUCUCCAUACCGGCACUAUCGGCUUCAUUGCGUGUCUCGGGGUCGUCGGGAGUGCGAUCAUGCCAUUCAUCACCGGUGCUAUAGCAGACAGGCACGGUGUCUGGGUCUUGCAGCCUCUCAUGGUCGCGCUUCUUGCUGCUUCCAUGGGGAUGUGGUUCUUCGUUGCAAGGGCCUCUACCUACAAGCAGUAG